GUUCUUACAAGAGUCACAGCUGAUUGCUGUUCUUGUUGUUGUAAGUCCCUUUAUAAUCUUUGUAAAAAUAAGGAUGUCCUCCCUUAUAAAAAUAUUAAAUGUAGUGAGAAACGCGAAAACCAUUUUGAAUUGUGUCGCAACCAAAUCCAUAUCUAGUUCAGGCUUAAGCCGAAUACAAUGCACACAACAAAACGAGCAUAAUGCCAUUAUGGGUGCGAUGGUGGCGCGGUCAUUCCAUUCAACAAGCCCUUGCCGAAAUUUAAUGGAAUUCUUCGAUGACCCCAAAAAUUGGCCAGAAAAUGAAGUAAAAGUCGGACGCGCAUGGAAAUUGGAAGAGCUGCGUAUCAAGUCCAACAAAGAGCUACAUCAAUUGUGGUACGUCCUGCUCAAAGAGCGAAACAUGUUACUUACCAUGGAACAUGAAUGCAAUGAUAAAAUGGAAUUAUUUCCCAGUCCGGAACGUUUGGACAAGGUAAAGAUAUCGAUGGCAAAUCUAGAAACUGUCGUACGUGAAAGAAAUAAGGCCUAUCAUCUACUGGAAACUGGCGAAACCGGUGAACGACCAACUCGUAUGGUAUACAGUGCUCUUGGUAUGAGGCAUUUGUACAGAUCCUGUGAGCAUGUAUUACCACCUUAUAUGAACGUCAAAUGGAUAAAAUCCCGAAAUAUUGGCUUUGGUGGACGAGCAGUCCGCAAAUUCCUGUUACUGUAUCGCGAAAAGCUCUACAAUAUGAAACGCAAGGCUAAGAAUCGAUCGCGCAAUGAAGUUAUGAUGAUGUUACGACGCAAUCCGAACAUAGAUGUACAUGUGUUACGACGCAAAUAUCCAGAUGUGGACGUUAACAAGAUACUGAAGGAUGAUAAAACACGUGGACACUUUGUGCCAAAAAUCGGCGCCUGAAAAGUUUUCAACGGAUAAAUAAAAGUUCAAAAAUAUGUAA
Anastrepha ludens (Mexican fruit fly) is the source of this 941-nucleotide messenger RNA. It is a transcript of the gene mRpL47, whose product is annotated as 39S ribosomal protein L47, mitochondrial. NCBI's taxonomy places the organism in Eukaryota, Metazoa, Arthropoda, Insecta, Diptera, Tephritidae. The record is from RefSeq and is a predicted model, not a curated record. The coding region runs from base 74 to 901 and encodes 275 amino acids. Gene Ontology annotation, molecular function: structural constituent of ribosome. Gene Ontology annotation, cellular component: mitochondrial large ribosomal subunit; mitochondrial ribosome. The transcript is spliced from 5 exons. Gene Ontology annotation, biological process: mitochondrial translation.